Molecule: messenger RNA, 2106 nt
Organism: Meloidogyne enterolobii
Lineage: Eukaryota; Metazoa; Nematoda; Chromadorea; Rhabditida; Meloidogynidae
Source: the annotation of a GenBank genome assembly
UUGUUGCGCGGAGCGACGGUGCGCAUCCUCCAUCCAUCAGUGAUUUUCAUCCAUGGUAGAGGACGUUUCUCCUCUUCCUUGUUUUCUUCUCGCUGCCAAGGCCAUCCUUUAAAAAAUCCUCUGCCAUCAAAUCCGAAACGAACCUUCAAAUUCCAUGCUAUCCUAAAAUAAAUAGCUAUUCAUUUUUCAUUUACAUUUAAAUCUGUCCGCCCAUUUACAUACACAAAAAUUUAUUUUGGAGACUUCCACUUAAUUUUAACACAUCCUAAAAAUAAAAAUGAAUCUAAAUUUACGGCAUUUAUUCCUUAUUAUGCUUAUGCCUCCUCCUUGGCUAUUUCCAUUAUUUAUUGAACACAACAGCAUUAUUAUAGCCUCAGCUACAUUAUGCGGUCCAUUACCUUCAACUUGUUUGCCAGCACCACCUUGCCCACCGCCAUUGAUACCUCCUCCUCUUCCUCCUGCACCUCCACCACCACCGCUUCCACAACUUCCAUGCUCGAUGCCUUGCCCUCCUCCUCAUCCGCCUGCACCUCCGCCACCACUCCCACAACUUCCAUGCCCAACACCUUGUCCUCCUCCUCUUCCUUCUCUUCCUCCUGCACCUCCACCACUUCCACAACUACCAUGCCCAUCACCUUGUCCCCCUCCUACUCCUCCAUCUCCUUGUCCUCUUCCCCCACCAAGAUUGCCAACACCAAAUUGUCCACCACCACCAACUACAUAUCAACCUUUUCUGCCACAACCAGCACAAAACCAAUAUCAAACCUAUCUUCCUUCACCUCAAGUCCCUUAUGCUCCAAAUCAACAACAAAUUGUGCCUCCAUCCUAUUCAACUAGACCAAUUCCUAUACCAAUAGCACCUCAGCCAGUACCUCAAUCAAAUACAUAUCAACUUCCCCAGCCAUCACCUUACGCAACGCAACCGGGUCUUAGCUAUGGAUACGGUUAUGGGAGGCAAUCAGUUUCCCCCUAUUAUAAUUCAAAUCCUUAUCAAAAUCCUAUACCGGCCAAAGAAAGAUUUGUUCACAAUCCAGAAGAAAAGGAAGAACAAACUACACAUGAAAAGGUUAAAGACCCAUUUGAGAAACUAGAAGAUAAUGAGGCUGAAAACAAAAGUGGUGGGGAUGAACGAACGAAAACAACAGGAAAACAGCGUAUUAAUCCGCAAUUUCAACGGGAUGACAACUAUAUUGUUCCUGGUUAUGCUCGACCAACUACGCCUAUCGAUGUUCCACUUCCAAAACCAAUGUCUCCAAUAAUUUAUCCAACACCAAUUCCAGUUUAUCAACAACGACCGCCACCAUUACAGCAAAUGCUUCCAGCAACCAUCUACCAGCCUUCACCUCAACCAAUUUCACAACAAUGGCAGCCAUAUCCACAGCAACUUCAAUGUCCACCCUGCCCUCUUCCUUCUCCUCAACCGCUUCCUCCGCCUCCACAACCAGCGCCCAUUCAAAAUUGUUGUCUUCGCUGUCCGUACACUAAAACAACUGCUUUACUUAAAUCAUAUGGUGUAAAGACAAUCACAAAACAUUAUUUACAUAGUGGAAUAUCUUCUUCUGUUGAUGAGUUGGCAUUUCACACAAAGAAGAGAGAUGAGGGAAAAUGUAACGAUAAAGAACUGGCCGGGAUUUUGGGAGAGGUUCUUACGCUGAAAAUGAAUUUAGCAAAAGAGGCAAUUUUGGAAAGAGUUGAAAAACGAUUGUUAACAUCUACUAGUGGACACCAACGACCUAACAUUCUCUUCCACGUUGUUUGUGCCCCAAGAAUGCUGGAAUAUAUUGUGAGAUCAGAAAAGUUUUGUGCAGGGGAUGUUGCCGAUGGUAUUUGUUUUGUAUUUAGAACAGGACAAUAAAGAAAUUAAAUAUAAAAAAUUGAACAUAUAACCUCUAGUAAAGUUUUAAUUUUAUUUUUUAAUUUAAAUGGCCCCUUCCUAGCCUUCCCCAAAACUGUCAUUUUUUACUAGGAUUCGACAUUGAGUCGGGACUGGGCUUUCCCGUCCCGACGGCCAGGUAUUUUGAUAAGACUGCUUUUCUGGGUUUUGGCCCGGGUCAGUUCGAGAGGAAAAACCCGAGUACCUGGCCUGCAAUUUGAAAAUGUCGAACU